CUUCCCUGGCUACCGGGGUGCUAAGGCUGCUGCCACCACGGCCACUGCCGCCACCGCCACCGCCACCACCACAGCUGCUGCUGCUCUUCCCUGUGCCGCUGUCACUUCCAGUUCCUACUUCUGCGAUCCAGGUCCGGGUCAUAGCUUCCCCUCUGCUGGCCGUGUCUCUCCAGGCUGCUCUCCCUCCCGGGUUCUGGCUCCUGGCAGCAGAGCUGGGUCUGGAGGAACCCUGCCGCCAGGCUCCCACAGGCCACCCGCUCCCCUCCUGUGGCUGCCCCGCCGGGGCACGCCUCCCGCAGCCCUUGAUAGGAGCUCUAGAGAGAGAACUUGAGGGCAAGUAUCUGACUUCCCUCUUUACUAAAAUAAAGAAAUAAAUACCUACAAAAACAAAUAAAUAAAUACAUAAAAUCCUCUGCCUGUGGAGCUUGGCUGCAAAGGAAGGAGUUUGGAGACAAGCUUCUCCUCCUCACGCGUCCAAGAGCAAAGUUGCAGCCGCCCCUCCCCACCGGUCAUACCAGCUUGCUCUCCAGUUUCACCCUGGUGGCAGCCGCACGGGGCAGGGUCCCAGCUCCAUCUGGGGACAGCGCUUCCUGCAGCCUUGGCACGGGCUGGAGGAGCUCGGCCGGCCCCGUGACUCUGAAGGGCGAGCCACUUCCAAGGAGGAAGAGGAGGCUGGAAGGAAUGAGCAGAAGGACGACAAUCAAACCAAGCCAGGUAUUUGAGCCUGAUGACCUUUAUUCAGGGGCCAAUUUCUCCAAGGUUCUGAAUACUCUUUUAGCUGUCAACAAGGCAACAGAAGAUCAGCUAUCAGAAAGACCAUGUGGACCGUCCUCUUCUCUUAGCGCUACCACCAGCUCUCAGACGAACCCACAGGCAGCAGUUCUCAGCGCAACUCCAGAGCAGCCAAGCCAAGCAAAAGCAGUGGAGAUGACGGAAAAUGGAAGUCACCAGUUGAUAGUAAAGGCAAGAUUCAACUUCAAGCAGACUAAUGAAGAUGAACUGUCAGUCUGUAAAGGGGACAUCAUUUAUGUCACCCGAGUUGAAGAAGGAGGCUGGUGGGAAGGCACAUUAAAUGGGAGAACAGGAUGGUUCCCUAGUAAUUAUGUCCGAGAAAUUAAACCUAGUGAGAGACCUCUGUCUCCUAAGGCUGUCAAAGGAUUUGAUGCUGCUCCACUUACCAAGAAUUACUACUCUGUGGUGUUACAGAACAUCUUGGACACGGAAAAAGACUAUGCCAAAGAACUCCAGUCUCUUCUUGUUACUUAUCUAAGACCCUUGCAGUCUAAUAAUAACCUGAGUUCUGUGGAGUUUACAUGUUUAUUGGGAAACUUUGAAGAAGUAUGCACAUUUCAACAGACACUCUGCCAAGCCCUGGAAGAAUGUUCAAAGUUUCCAGAAAACCAGCACAAAGUAGGAGGCUGCCUACUGAACCUCAUGCCUCAUUUUAAAUCGAUGUACCUGGCUUACUGUGCAAAUCAUCCUUCAGCUGUCAGUGUGCUCACCCAGCACAGUGAUGAUGUAGAACGCUUCAUGGAAAAUCAAGGUGCGUCCAGCCCAGGUAUCCUUAUUUUAACAACAAGCCUCAGCAAACCAUUUAUGCGCCUGGAAAAGUAUGUUACUCUCUUGCAAGAACUGGAAAGACAUAUGGAGGACACUCAUCCAGAUCAUCAGAAUAUUCUGAAAGCAAUCAUAGCAUUCAAGACACUCAUGGGGCAGUGCCAAGAUCUGAGAAAGAGAAAACAACUGGAAUUGCAGAUCCUUUCAGAACCUAUUCAGGCAUGGGAGGGAGAUGAUAUUAAGACCUUGGGAGCUGUGAUCUUUAUGUCACAAGUAAUGGUGCAGUAUGGAACCUCUGACGAAAAAGAGGAACGGUAUUUGAUGCUGUUUUCAGAUGUCUUGAUAUUGUUGUCUGCAAGUCCUCGGAUGAGUGGCUUUAUCUAUCAGGGAAAAAUAUCAACAGCAGGAAUGGUGGUGACUAGAUUAGAUGAAAUUGAAGGGAAUGACUACACAUUUGAAAUCACAGGUAGCAUGAUAGAGAGAACUGUGGUCUAUUGCAACAAUAACGAGGACUUCCAGGAAUGGUUGGAGCAGCUCAACAGACUGACCAGAGGACCAGCAUCUUCUAGUUCAUUGUCUAAGACCUCCUCCUCAUCAUGUAGUGCUCAUUCUUCUUUUAGCUCUGCCGGACAGUCCCGAGGACUCUUGGAGCCUCCUCAAAUUUUAAAACCAUGGAGUUUAAGUUGCCUACGACCUGCACCUCCCCUUAGACCAUCAGCAGCACUAGGUUAUAAAGAGAGGAUGUCUUAUAUCUUAAAGGAAUCUGGUAAGAGCCCCAAAACGAUGAAGAAGUUUCUUCACAAAAGAAAGACAGAUAGAAAAACAUCCGAUGAAGAAUAUGUGAUUAGAAAAAGUACUGCUGCCCUGGAAGAGGAUGCUCAGAUUCUCAGGGUGAUUGAAGCCUACUGUACCAGUGCCAGUUUUCAACAAGGUACUCAUAAAGAUUCUGUCCCACAAGUACUACUCCCUGACGAAGAGAAAGUCAUUGCUGAAGACACCAGAAGUGGCGAGCAGACCAUCACUGAAGAGAAGAGCCUUGUUGAUACUGUGUAUGCCUUGAAGGAUGAGGUCAAAGAACUGAAGCAGGAGAAUAAGAAAAUGAAGCAAUGUCUGGAAGAAGAAUUGAAGUCGAGGAAGGACCUAGAAAAGCUUGUCUGGAAGCUGUUGAAGCAAACAGAUGAGUACAUUCGAGCUGAGCCCAGCAGCAAGACAACGAUUCUCCCAUAACAAUUACUGUACAGCUGAGCACUGUGAAAUGGCCGGAUGGUCAGCUGAAUGAUUUAACUGUGCACUUCAGAUUUUGCUUUGUGUUGGGAUUCUUUCUCCCUGUCAUUUCCUCCCUCUCUCCCACCUCCUCUGUUUGCUCCAGUGUUUGUUGCUUGGUUAUUAGUUAGUUGAUAUUUGCUUUAAUAAGAGAAAUAGCCUGAGGCGGUGGUAAAAAUGGCCCCAAUACUUUGCUUUGCCCAACAGCCUUUUACCACCUACUUCGCUGAAGGCAAAACUUCUCGGGCUAUGUCUAGAUUAGGUAACGAUCAACACCUUUGCCCAAUGAUCCAGCUACCUUUCCCUUGAAUGUCACACAGCCCCCUUCAAUACUUUAAAAACCUAUUGCCCCGUGUUGUCUGUUAAGACCAAGAACAGUGUAGUGCCAGUGUUCCUUUGUGCUGGUGUGCAUUUAAAGUCAGAGUGGUAGGAACUCCAACCGUCCACACCAGCACCAAAUCUGUCAGCAAACUGCUUCAGGCAAUCCCCCUCAGCAGCAGGGCAGAGCAGCUUGACUAAGCAGCUAGUACUAGUGCACUGUAGCUUUACCGCCCAGCCUUCUGCCUCUGUGUAAGUUUUCUACCUCUCCUCACCCCAUGCUUUUUAGCUUACCAUGCCAAGAGGUGUGUAAAUUAGUUUGGACAGUGACUUUACCGUGAAUAUUCAAACUACAACCUUUUCACCUUUCUGAACAAAGUGGAUGAGAAUAUAUUGUGCCCCAGUAACACACCUUCCCCCCAUCAUCUUAUUAAGCUCUGGUUUCUGCAGUGAGAAGUUAAAAUCAUCACUGACCUCCUUGGAGCAGGCCUCAAACAUGGUGAACCAGUUUGUGUAUCUCAAGUUAAAGGGCCUCUCCACUAGCUAUGCUGGUUGCUAGUGAAAUUGAUUGUCUGAAACCAGUUUGCUCAAGUUGUUUAGAAUGUCAAACCAUUGACUUUGUCAGUAGUCCAGACACCUGAACUGUGAGAAAGCAGGUUCAGAAGAGAGCCCCAGAAGAACAUGCUAUGCCUAAAUUCAACACAAGUCAAAAUGGGCCAAGGCUACAGGAUGGAGCAGCACAGCUCUUGCCUACCUCUUCAGAUGGCAGGGCAACUUGACCAGAUGGAAAAUUACUGUGAAAAGAGGCAGAAAGCCAACAAAAGUCUUCUACAUAUAUUUGAUGGGUGACUGCAAGUGCUUUUUCAAAAAACUUGAGGCCUAAAAGCUUGUUGAGGAGCCCUUUCUCUUCCUGGUAUGAAGGCUCUCAAGUUCCAUAAUUUCAUGGUACAUGGAAAACAUUAUAGCACCCCCAGAAAAUGGAGGAAUGGAGAAGUCAAACCUCAGACAAUCACGCACAGCCAUCUUUGUCAGCUUGAAGAGUGAAGGGUAAGAACAGCUGUCCUGUUCCUAAGCCCAGAGAUUUCUGUGAGACAUCUUUUAUGUAAAAUUUAAGAAAGAAACAGCAGUAGCAACCCAGAUGUUCACAUGUGUCCUGUCUGUGCUUAGUCAAUAGUUGGCAAUAAAUGUGCGAAUUUUGUCUCUAGGAAAUAUUUUGUGAUUAUCAAAUAAUUUUAGCUGAUUGCUUAAGACAUUGAAAGGUCUCUAAAAGGAUGUGUACAUAUGCAUGUUUGGGACUUUGCCCUUCUUAGGAGAGACCCUUGGUACUCUGGAUAAUGAAACUUGUGCAGCGGGCUGCCUGUGCUUACACACUAAAUAAUAUAAAGGAAAUGAAGCCAUGUUAACCCAACAACCGUGUCUCCAUAGUUGUGUUGUUUACAAUACUCUAGAACUGGGUUCCUGUUAUUCUGUAAUUAAACUGCUGCCCUUAGAGGCCUUUCAGUUUCUUCUCUGCCAUGUCCCUUCUUGUAGGAGCUCAAAUUUUCUAAACUUGUUGUUAUUAUAAAGACUUUUAUAAUGGACAUUUUCAAUAAACGGGAAUAAACAGUGCUUUAUAAAGAA
Meriones unguiculatus (Mongolian gerbil) is the source of this 4758-nucleotide messenger RNA. RefSeq names its product Rac/Cdc42 guanine nucleotide exchange factor 6 (gene Arhgef6). NCBI's taxonomy places the organism in Eukaryota, Metazoa, Chordata, Mammalia, Rodentia, Muridae. Gene Ontology annotation, molecular function: guanyl-nucleotide exchange factor activity; protein binding. The coding region runs from base 682 to 2784 and encodes 700 amino acids. The record is from RefSeq and is a predicted model, not a curated record. Gene Ontology annotation, biological process: intracellular signal transduction. The transcript has 21 exons.